Messenger RNA from Linum trigynum, 2903 nucleotides. NCBI's taxonomy places the organism in Eukaryota, Viridiplantae, Streptophyta, Magnoliopsida, Malpighiales, Linaceae. The record is from the annotation of a GenBank genome assembly.
AGACCAACUUCCUCUCCCAACCCAAUACACUCAAACACUCACUCUCUGUUUUCCUCUUUCCUUCUCCAUUCACUGAUUCGCCGGCGGCAAAGAUGGAUUGCACUCGAGGAAAGCCUCUAGGUCAGGGAAGCUUUGGAGAGGUGUUUGUCGCCAAUCCGACGGACCCCAAGCUGCCAAAUAUGGCGGUGAAAUCAGUACCAGAAGACAAGAAGGAGUCUCUAACCGCGGAGCAUCAAAUUCUGGAAAAGUUCAGGGAUGUUCCCGGGAUUGUCCGGUGUCUCGGCGGCGGGCUGUCCAAGGAACUAAAUCCAGAAAACGGGUUAAGGAGGUAUGAUUUGCUUUUGGAGUACGCUUCCGGCGGUUCGCUGAUGGACUUGAUUUACGGCGGCGGAGUAGGAGCGGCAAUCCCUCGAAGACACGUUAGGGUUUACACCCUUAUGCUCCUCAAAGCACUCUCCUCCAUCCACUCUCUCGGGUACGUCCACUGCGACAUCAAGCCCAGCAACAUUCUCGUCUUCCCGAGGGAGGCAGGGGACGGAACGAAAGGAGAGACGAUACCCGAAUUGAAGGUGGCUGACUUCGGUUUGGCGAUGGUUUCGGGCAGCAAGAAUUUAAGGGGCUCGCCGAGAUACAUGCCGCCUGAGGUGUUGGCUGACGGGACGGUGACUGGGGCCAUGGAUAUAUGGGCGCUGGGCUGCACGGUGCUCGAAAUGCUCACCGGGGAGAUGCCGUGGGAUAGGUUGGACGACGAUCGGGAUGUUUUGAGGGAGAUCAGGAAAGGAUGCCGGCCGGAGAUUCCGGGGUGGUUGUCGGGAGACGCGAAGGAUUUCCUGAGCAAGUGCUUCGCGAAGAAUUACAUCUGUCGCAGCGAUGCGAAUUCGUUGCUCAGGCAUCCUUUCGUGGCACAGGACAGCGAAAAGCCGACGAGGAUGAAAACGGUGAUCGAAGAAGUGCAGCAGAAACAGAGGAGACCUGGAGGAGCUGCUGGUUUCCUUCCUCAGUUUUCCCGUCAAUGCGGACCUGUUUUGCUCUUCUGAGAAUAGGAACAGAGAAAGAAGACUCAAUACGGCGGCGGGUCGUGCAUUACGACAUUCCCGAGAAGACUUCCGUAAUUAGGCGUAAUUAGGAAGAGCGGCUGCUGAUUGAUUUUGGCUUUGUAAUCUUAAAUCUUUUCUCUCUUAAAAUAUACUAGCCUACUAGCUUAUUACCCGGCCCGUUGGCCGGAUUACUGUAUGUUACCCACUUGUGGAAUGGGAGAGAAAGCAAGUGAGAGUGAAGGGAUUGAGAUUCCACUUGAUUAAGACCGGCCCACUAAUCCGAUUCUUCCCGACCCGCCCCAACCUAAAGGGUCAGAAAGAGUCAAUAAGAAAAUACGAACGGAGAGAAUUAGUAAUAUAUCUUGACUCUUCAGAAGUGGGUCAAACAGGAUAAAAGUUGGGUGAGGGCAAUUUUUAGCGCUAAGCAGAGUUCUGGGUUGAAUAACUUUACUUAGGCCUAGAAAUUGGUGCUGAUGCAGACUGCAGUUUUUAUCAUACCAUCAUCAAUCAUCAUUGAAUUAGUCCUGGGCAUCCCUCCCCGUUGUCGGUCUGAAUUUUAAUGAUGGCUUCAUUCCUUGCACCAGCCAUAUCAGCGAGUUGUCAUCUCGAGCAUGAUUUGCCUAUGUACAAAUGAUACAAUUAGAGUAUGAAACUGAAUUCAAAGAAAAGGAAAAGAGAAUUCUAUCACAUGCCAAUAAAUACACACAUAAUAGUUGAAGCUAAGUGAAAGUCAUUACUCGCACAUCAAUUCUCAAAAAUUACAGACUAAACAAUGGCUAGAAUGGCACUGAAACUACCAAGAAUCAUGGACGAAACAACUUGUCAAAUUAAAAAAUCCUUAUACUGAAACUACCUUCUAACUUGAAAUAAGACAUGAUCACAGUUCAUAGCACUCUUAUCACUAUGAAUUGGUUGCAGCUCAUCCUUAUCACUACCUCCCAAGCUCAAUUCAAACAGAAUAGACACAGUUAUGUAAGAUAACCAUAUCCUUACUGAUCAUAAUUCCUUUCUUCACUCCAUUUUUGUCGGAGAAAAGAGUUAUCCCCCUCUCAUGCAUUUCCCUUUCCCCCUCUCUUCUCCUUCUUCUUCACAAACCGAUCCCUAAACCAGCAACAACAACACAAAAUAGCCUUCGCCUCUGCCAUCUCCAUCUACUGAACGCGUUGGUGGCAAGACAGGACUGCAGAAGCAAAAUUUUCUAAAAUCAAACUAAAUUUUCUGAAGGAGACUCAACCACGAAAAAAGAGUAAAGCAACAAUGCUUAUAGUUUAGAUGGUUGGUUUUGAUGUUAUACGUUGCUUUUGUUAUGGUCUCCAGUGUAUCAACUGCAACAGAGAUGUUUCCUCCAAUCAUCUUUAGUGCACGAUUUAGAAGUAAGUCCUCUUGUUUGUGUCAAACGGAAACAUUCAUGGGUUCUUAACUCUCCUGUUAGUGUAAAUGCAUCAGCAGCAAAGAAGUUUGACAACACAGCAAGCACCCAGGCAAAAUGAUACAAUGGAGUAGGUGAUAUGUGUCUCGAAGGUUUUGAGCUACUAAAGUUCAUGUUAAAAAUAAACAUGAAUUAAAAUGGAUUAUUCUAUUAAGCAAACAUCCCCUCUAAUCAUACAAAGAUCAGAUAUCUAAUUCACAAACAAUUAAGCCAUAAAAAAUCAUCACACAUCCACCACCUUUGAUUGCCUAUAUUUGGUUUUUCGCAAAGUUAUGGACUCUUAAGGGUAAAGUUCAUGGGUAGUCUGUUUCAUAACUCUAGAGAGCACAGUAAGCAGCCACCAACCAGACAUAGUGCGGUAGGCGAAUAUGAUUCUCAAUUCACAAUUUCUCACCACCGGAAGUAAGAACAGACCAUAAUAAGCGUAGCGUUCAUGG